AUGGCCUCUAUCCUCGUUGCAGCUAGCGGCAAAGCCUCCUUAGCUCUCGCCCACAAGAAACCACAUGUCACUGGCUACAACAUUGAUAUCUUCGAGGCUGCUAUGAGGAAUUUACGUCCUCUCCCGUGCUAUGAAUAUUUUGUCUUCAAUGGUACUUAUGAUGAGCUAGUUGGCAACGUGUCUUUGGGGGUCUAUGAUGGUGCAGUAGGUGAUGUGACCAUAACGGCUGAACGAGCCACCAACACCGACUUUACAAUGCCAUACACACAGUCUGGUGUGCCUAUGCUUGUGCUUGCCGUGGAUGAACCCUAUAGAAUCAGUUGGACAUUUGUCAAGUCACUAAAUGGGGAGCUUUGGCUUGCAACCAUGGUCUUUUUCCUCUAUACUGGCUUUGUCGUGUGGAUGAUUGCACUACCCAGAAAUCAAGAGUACCAAGGAUCAAAUUUGAGACAGUGUAGCACAGCCCUCUACUUCGUUUUCUCCACUUUGACAUUUUCUCAUGGUCAUACUAUUAGAAGCCCCUUGUCAAAAAUUGUUCUGGUGAUAUGGUGUUUUGUGGUGCUGCUGGUUCUUGUCCAGAGCUACACUGCAAGCUUGUCAUCCAUUCUAACUAUGAAGAGGCUCCGUCCUUCGGUGACAGAUUUUGAGACGCUCCAGAAAAGUGGUGACUUUGUAGGAUACCGAGAUGAAUCAUUUGUGCGGUCCUUCUUGAUUAAUCAUACCAUCAAUGAAAACAAGUUAGGGAACUACACGACGAAAGAACAAUAUGCCGAAGCUUUUAAGAAGGGAUCCAAGAAUGGAGGGGUAUCAGCUAUCGUUGAUGAGAUCCCCUAUUUAACUUCGUUCCUCUCUGAGAGUCGGUACAAAAAUGAUUUUAGAAUGCUCGGGUGCAUAUACAAGACUCCUGGAUUUGGUUUUGCGUUCCAUCUAGAUUCUGCGCUAGUGCAUAAUCUUUCGACUGCCAUCCUGAACCUAUUAGGAGGGGGUGAGGGCUCACAAAUCGAAAGGAAAUGGUUCGGACCAGCUUCACCUCCGAUGGGUGCUAGCAUGGUCCCUAACAUGGACUCCGCCCCUCUCACUCCCCAAAGUUUCUCUGGUCUCUUUGUCAUCACGGGAUCCAUUUCAACUCUCAUGCUGCUGAUAAGCAUUAUGAGGUUGAUUUAUGCCAAAUGCACUGAGUUGAGAAAGGCUGAUGUGGAAAGUGUCAGCUACAGUGGCACCCGUCUGUUGUAG
Messenger RNA from Aegilops tauschii subsp. strangulata, 1233 nucleotides. The record is from RefSeq and is a predicted model, not a curated record. Lineage: Eukaryota; Viridiplantae; Streptophyta; Magnoliopsida; Poales; Poaceae.